Prorocentrum cordatum is the source of this 585-nucleotide messenger RNA. NCBI's taxonomy places the organism in Eukaryota, Dinophyceae, Prorocentrales, Prorocentraceae. The record is from the annotation of a GenBank genome assembly.
CGCGCCCGCCAGGCGGGCGCGGGGCCCGCGGAGGUGCCCGCCGCGCCCGCGGGUGGCACAGGGAGCUGCACUGCCCUCGUCGUGCACCCAGAGUUCCCUCGCCUCGGCGCAGAGGGCUGCUCGGCCUGGCAGAGCAGCAGCGUCUACGACGCCUGCGCCACGGGCAGCAUCGUGGCGCACGGGACAUGGCAGGUGGGCAAGCCGGAGAGGCCGCUGAUGCGGCCGAAGCGCCCGGUCACCAGCGGGCACUCGAGCCUGCGAGCGCGCGGCAUCGCCUGCCUUGGGGUAGUGGCGGUGGGAGGAGAGACCUCUCCGGCGUUUUUGUUGGUUGGUUGGUUUGUUGGUUUGUGUGUCUCUCUCUCUUCCUCUCUCUCUCUCUCUCCCCCAAUUCCCGAGCUCCGCUUGCAAAGUUUGGCCGUUCAGAGAAGAAGGGGGACCUCGGGAUGCGCUCCCAGCGGGCUGUUCGGACGCACCUCUAUCGAGGCUGGGCGCCCCCCAUCGUAUACCCCAGGGUUGGGCUUCAAGUUCUGGUCCAUUCAAAACCCCCACGAAGCCUGGGAUAGGGAGCGACAUAUCCCCUGCUAG